Dermacentor albipictus is the source of this 7297-nucleotide messenger RNA. RefSeq names its product deoxyhypusine hydroxylase nero (gene nero). Gene Ontology annotation, biological process: peptidyl-hypusine biosynthetic process. Gene Ontology annotation, molecular function: deoxyhypusine monooxygenase activity. The record is from RefSeq and is a predicted model, not a curated record. Lineage: Eukaryota; Metazoa; Arthropoda; Arachnida; Ixodida; Ixodidae.
CCAAUCCGAUCCAGUCCAGCUCAUUUGUGACGCCAUUUUAACCUGGUGCGCACGGUGCGGUGAUUUACGCGCGUCUGCCGCCUCAAUUCGCCGACGUCGUUUGACAGCUGAGGCAGCCCGCUGACAUGAAGCACGUGGAAGAAGCGGCAGUUCGCGCUGUUGGAAAGGUCCUCAAUGACCGGAGCCGACCGCUGAAGGAACGCUUUCGAGCGCUGUUCACGCUGCGCAACUUGGGCGGCGCGUGUGCGAUCGAGUGCAUCGCCAGCUGCUUCACGGACCCGUCGGCGCUCCUGAAGCACGAGUGCGCCUACUGUCUGGGCCAGAUGCGCGAUCCCCGCGCCAUCCCGACGCUCGAGAAGCUGCUGAGAGACGAGAAAGAGGAGGCGAUCGUGAGGCACGAAGCCGCCGAGGCGCUCGGGGCCAUCGCGGAGCCGCAAAGCAUGGAUAUUCUGCGCGAGUUCGCCGCCGACCAGACGGCCGUCGUGGCUGAAACGUGUCAGCUUGCGUUGGCGCGCAUGUCUUGGCUGGCUAGCGCCGAGAGCCAGCUCGAGGCUUUCGCCGACAGUCCGUACAGUUCCGUGGAUCCCGCGCCACCGCUGCUGUCGGACGAUGGGGGAGGCGUCGAGGAGCAGGCGCAGCGUCUGAUGGAUAAGUCGGCGCCGCUGUUCGAGCGGUACCGCGCCAUGUUUUCCCUCCGGAACGAAGGCAGCGAGCCGGCGAUACGGGCGCUGGCCGAAGGGCUUCGCUGUCCGAGCAGCGCUCUGUUCCGCCACGAGGUCGCGUACGUGCUGGGCCAGGCGAGGCACGAGGCCGCCGUCGAGCGGCUCGGCGAGGUUCUGGCCGACGAACAGGAGUGCGGCAUGGUGCGUCACGAGUGCGCCGAGGCGCUCGGCUCGAUCGCCACGGGAGACUGCUUCGAGAUGUUGCGCCGCUUCGAAGCCGACGACGAGCCGCUGGUGAGAGAGAGCUGCGCCGUGGCGCUGGACAUGUGCGAGUACGAGAACAGCUGCGAGCUGCAGUACGCCGACACUCUGCUCAAGGUGCAACAGGAGGCCCUCAUCUGAAUCCUUUUCGUGUUGCGUCGCGAUGCUCCCCGAACCGGUCGUUUCGUGUGAUUUGAUUGCCUCUUGUUGCUUUGAAUUUCGGGCCCGCGAUGGUACCGAGGUUCGCACAGUACGCAGUCAUCGAUGGCCUUGCAUUUAAUGCUUUUUUUUCACAUUUGAUCAUCUUUCACACGAAUACGCAUUGUUAUGAUUAUUUAAAAAUUGAUUGUGUGUCAAGUUGUCGCUUAUAUCCCAUUAAAUCCGAGUAGUGGUGUUUGCCGGUAAUGUUCCAUCAACGGCAUGUGGUGGGAUUGAUGUUUACAUAAACUGCUAAAACUGAAAGUAGCGCUGGUUUCAGCUUUUUAUGAGACUCGUUACCACCUGUUCCUGCGAGAGUGUCUUCGUGUGUAUCUGCGAAGGGUCAGGCGCACGUGAGAGCGUCAAACUUUUGACUGUCUACCGGCAUGGCUCGCACUACACACCCAGUUUAAACCUGUAGCAUGCAUACAGGGCACCUGUGAUGCUAAUCAAGUAUGUAGCUUUUGUUUGCUGUUAGCAUAAAAUGUGUCCUCGCAAGGUUUCAAUUGCCAUGACAGCAUUGACAUUAGAGUAGUCAAUAUAUUUUCUCCCAAUAUGUGCAUUUCUUAUUUACCGCAGCAUCGAGCAUUGAUUUCUUGCAGUGGUUGUGAUGCAUUAUGUUCCUCACUCUUGAUUGGGUGGCCAUGCAUUCUGCGCAUGUUUUUCACAUGCAUAAUGCAUGCUCAACAAGCAUAUGUGAAAAUACAGUGCAUUAUAAUAUAUGCAGCCAUUUCAUCUAGAAAGUAGCCAAAAUAUUUAAUGUUAAGGUGUCCACAGGAUCAAGUUGUGACAUGGGUGGUAAUUACAGGGGGCAUAGCUUAAUGUUUUUGAUCAAAGCAGAUUUGGUUAGUGCCCCUUUCAUGUUUCCCCACCCCACUUUUUAGAGCUGAAGGUGAUGCAACCCAUCCUAACUUUUUUUGGCUUCUGCUCAGUCUUUUUUCUCACAAAAGAGUAAGCUGAGGUAACAACCCUUGCUCAGCUGAGCCAAGAAAUGAUGCUGUCAGAAAGCAAAAGCACCCAUCGUGGUGAUUAAGCCACUUUGAUAUGCAAGCUCUGGCACACAUUUAUGAAAGUGCCAUUCUUAUUGGUAAGAAUUUAUGGUGCCUCUAGGUGAGUGAAAUGUGGAGAAAAGUGGUUUUGUUUUUGUCUACUUCAAUUUUUGCAUUUUGAGGUAGAUCUACUUUCUUUUCCAGACACCAGUUUUGUCAAUCUUUUAUAUAACUCGAAGGGGGAGGGGGUGCUAUACAAAGCAUUCCUUGAAACAUUAUGCUUCACUGUCAGAAUAAUGUUGCAGGGCUCCCUUAAUGUUUUUGUUGUUUGCACCAUGAGUAAGUAGUGACUGACAUAUGUUACAGUGAUGAGCUGGCCCUGGUAAAAUGUGUGAAUUUCUAUUUGGUUCACAAUCUUGUCUUCAUUACGAGUGGCUCUUAUUAGCAUUCGACAGUUGUCCUUGUUACUGAUUUACAUCCUCACUGGCACAUCACAGGUGGCUUCAUCUUGCACUAAAUGUGACAGGCUAGGCUACGUGAAUUUGAGGCUGUGGAGGGGAGGAGCAAUUUAUUAUUUUUUAAAGAUUUACGAUACCUUACACAUCCUGUGGGGAAGCCUUGAGUAAGGGGUUUUAUAGUAAUAUAUAGGCAUUCUUUUUUAUUUUUAUUGUUCAAUAUUUGAGACCACAGGUCUGAGUAGGAGAGGAAGACAUGUAAAAAGAUAGAAAUACAUACAAUAUAAACAAUACAAUAGCACCAAAAGCUACCACACAUGUGUAACAGUGUAAUACCUUUUUUAAAGCCAAAAAAGCAAUGACACAGCGUGAAUUUAAUUUUAACGUUUUACACUCAACAUACCAGGUUGCAGAAACGCAAAAUUUUAGGGAAGUGUAUUGCACUCUGAGAUUUACCUUAACACAGGAAUGCGCCCACUCAUAAACAUACAAAAAUAUACAUGACUGCUGCUUGUAGCAAAGACAGACAAAUAGAAGAAUUUUUAGUGUAAUCUCGCACUGCAAUGCUUUCUUGACUGAAGACAGUUUGUGCAUUGCCUGUCAGAUGACAUUUCUUGCAGUUACAUUGAUCCCACUGCUACACAGGUACACAACCUCCCGAACCUUUGGAUGAUUUUUAUGGAAAUACUGGAACGCCAAAGCAUAUUACCCACAGACAGCUUUGAUAAGCACUGUGAAAUUUUGUGAAGUGGCCACAGUGCCUCUGCAUAAUGGCUGCUUGCAAACACAAGGCCAACUUGUGGCUGUUAAUGCAGCACGGGCGUCCUGUUUAUUUUCUUAAGCUUGCAUUGCUUGGCCUUGUUUAACCUGUGUUUACAGAUGCCCGCUCGAAGUCUGUUGUGUUUGUUCACAUUAUUUCUACGCCUCUAAGAUAAGCACUACUUGAUUUAUGAACAGCAUUUGCAUACACUGACAGCAUCCACAUGUGGCUUUUUGCUGCUUCACUGUGGCAGUGAAGUGCUGUAGUGUCAUGUCAUGCCCAAGUGUCGCUAGAGACAAACAUGACUUGCCAACAAGUUUUUGUACACUAUAGUUACUGGGUUGUGCCGACAUGGUUGGUGUUAAGUCCCCACUUCGCCAUGUUGCCUAUAAUUGCCAUGGAAGCUCUUUUGAUACUCUGAGGGCAGUCGAGAUGCAGCGAGUUCGCAUUGUACAAAAUGUUGGUGUGUGUAAGUUAUGGCUAAUAGGUAAUGCAUGAUGUAAACCUGUAGCACUCGACAAAAGAGUGGGAGGAUCAGCGUGCAGUAUGUGCGUGAUGUGAAUACAUCUAAUUCACGUGACAUGGCUUUUGAGUGCUGUAGGUUUAGACCUUGGAGCUGCAGGAGCUGAGGCAUCUUGGUUCAUGAAAGGCUUUCAUCCAUUUGUUCAAAUAAUUGUUCUGGCUUGCUGAAUAUUGUAUUGGUGAGUGCUGAUCAGCCUAACUGCCCUAGACAGGUGGUGGAAACUAUUGAUUCCUCAUGCUAUGAACUUUUUUUCUCCAGCUUGAAAUGUUCAAGGAUUGCUGCGGAGUCAACACAUAGUAACAUAUACCUCUGAUCUGUAGAUUCCUGCAUAACUUGUUUGGGGAAGUAUUCUGAAAACACAUUCUAAAUUGGUUUCAUUCAGCAAUACUUCAUUAAAAAAAAUGCAUGACAUAGUGUACUGUGGGACACGUUGUUUAAGAGUGAGUGUUGACCAAUAUAUUAAUCAGUCAACAUCCACUUAAAGUGGUUGACUUAAUAUAAGAGCUCCAUAAUUAAUUGUUGAACAUCAGUUAGACAGACUAACCUACACAUGGUUUUUAGCUGUUCAACUUAAUGGGAGACACCAGCUCCAGAAGUUAUCCCUGUAAUCUGCAGCUUUUGCUUGCAAGGAAUACUGCUGGUGUGUUAAGUGCCAACCACAGUGCUAACAUUGUAAUGUUGUAAUGCUUCCUGGAGCUGGAAAGAGCACUGCUUUAUUGCCCAAGUGAAAAGAUGUCAUUCUCUCUGUCUUGCCAUCAUGCUCAGGAAACAGAGUAUGUUUAUGUACAUGAAAUGAGCUUUUGGCCAGUCUGAAAAAUGUUACUUCGUGUAAAUCAGUGCAGUGCAAAUUAUAGGCGUAUUCGAGAUGUGCAUCAGUAUGAGUUAUAAUUUGUCAUCCUGUCACCUCCUUGACAGCCAGUACACUCCCUGCAUUUUCUUUUUUCUUGGGUCAUGUUUCUGGAUGUGAGCUGGUAGGAUUAGUGUUGUGUUGCAUGAAAAUGACAUAACUUCACUAGUUAAUGCCACAUUUAAAAUAUGCAUGUAGCAGCAGACACGGGAAGCCAGACUGUUCUGUUCAUCAUGAAAAAACAUGCCAGCUUCUUAUCCUGGAGCUGAUCGUCAUUGUUGGACUAGCAGAAAAACAACUUUGAAACCAUUGUUCUUUCACUUUGCAAACAUGCUGAGAUCAACGAGCAGCCUUAAGAGUACACCUGAAUGCAUUGCUUACGGGAUGUUUGUCGAAAGCCUUGUUGUGCAUGGGUAAUGUGGGGUCAUAGACUGUAGCCUGUGUUGUAGAUAGCGGUGCAGUUGUUUUCAUCAUGGUCAUUUAUUUGUUCAUAUAUGGCACAGCCUCCCUUACCUUAGUCUGUGGCUCCUUUGACAAUCUUCACUUUCUCUGUUACUAACACCCUGCUGCACGGAGUCUAUUGGCUGGGCUGGUUGGCUUUACGUUAAACAUGGCCAACAGGGCAUAUGACAGGACAAACGAUUUAGUAUAAACAUCUGUCGUGUUUGCAUGCCAUUUGUCCUGUUGUCUGCAUUGUUCAUCAUGUUACACCUUGAUCUCGUUGGAAACACAUUGAUUCAAGGGGCAACGCAAGAAAAAUAAUGAGCAAAUCAGAGCAAAUAAAAAAGAAGAGUGUUGAACCUUUCUUUGUCUUAUCAGCUGCUGAACAUUUUGAGGUUUCUUGUUGUACUCUCACGGCUAUCAUGAAUCUUGAGUGCGCUUUGAAUCUGAUGUGAAUGGUUCCCCUUGCCAGACUUGAGAAAGUUGUACUUCUGAGAAACAGCUCUUUUGUUGACUACUACUUUGCAGAAAUGUCAAAUGUGCGGUGGCAGCAUUUCGGCGACUUUACCUUGUGCUGCAGCAUUUGUGUCGUAUCUGUACUGUGUGAGUUCUGUAUAACACAAUUAUCUAUUAUGCCUUGGACUAGAGCUAUUGGUAAUGACUUUGUUAUGGCACAUUAGCCACUAGAAAGAAGAAAGAAAAAAAAACAAAAGGACUGCUCUGAACUAGAACGAAUAUGUCUUCAGUUAGAUGGAGGACACUUUUCCCUUUCAAUAACUGUAACAAAGCAGUUAUGUUACUUUGACUGUACAGCUGUUAAAGAAAAAAAAAGGUACUGGUGGUUGGGAAGGGGGAGGGGGGCUGGGCAGAGGAUGCUGAGUAGAGUGCGACUGCCUUUUGCAUUCAAUCAUGCUGUCCAUCAACCCCUUGGAUAGUUGACUUUCUUUCCCUGCUGCUGUGGCUCCUUUUGCAGGCACUUUUCACUGUAUUCAACCUUAGGUUAAUAUCACACAUGCUGAGGUAGAAGUAGCUUGCUUUUAAGUUGAGCCUGAAUGCACGAUAGGACUUCACAGGCUUCAGAUUUAAGCUAAUUUACUCAUAUUUGCUGCCGAUUCUAUCUCCUUAGCAUGCCAUCUGCUCAUAAAAUAAUGGCAAUGUAACUUUCAUCACACAGGAACAAACUUCAGGCCACCUCACGCCAGUCAUUCUUAAUGACUAGGAACUGGAGAAAGGACCAUCCCCCUUUAUUUUGUAUGAAUUUCAUCAGGACAUUGUUGUUGGACCAGUGACAUAGCCAGGAAGUGGCACACCUGGCUCAUGCUUCCCCUGUUGGAAUUUCUGUGUUAGCAUGUGGCCUGCCCCCCUCCCUCUUCCUCCCGAUUCGCAGUCAAGUGUAUGCCGACCUCCACCCUCCCCCCCCCCCCCCCCCGCCCCUAAAAAAAAAAUUCUUGCUAUGCCACUGCAUACCACAGUGUUCACUGAGGGCAGCCCCUGGCAACAGUUGUAUGUUGAAAGCCGGUUAAAUUUGCCCAACUGCUGGAGGUCACACUUUAGGCUUCCUUGCUGAGGAUCAUUGUCACCUGUCUUUUAACAAUUUACUUUUUGAAUUUGCAAGGUGCAUUAAAUUAUCACUUCAUGCCUUUUAUAGCCAUUGCAUAGCAGAAUGGCUUUUCUCUUAGAUUUCAGGACAGGCAGCUCAGACAAGGUACCAAAGCUGUUAGCCUUCAGGCAUUGUCAGUCCUUUUAGCUUCUAACCAAAAUAUUGGCAAAAGUAGUCAAGAAGUUUCUCAUUGUGCUCUGGAAGAAACGACUGAAAGGUCAAAGUUAAAUGAAGACAGAAUGGCAACUUUUCAAGCAGCUCAUUCACUCCAUUCUGCGCAGCAUUCUUUCGGGGCAGCAUAGGCUGAAACGGGAGUCUGCAACUAAAUUUGAACACUGCCAUAUGACAUGAAGUAUUGAUGCCAAGUUUUUCUGGUGGUGUUGGUUUGUGUUCUUGCAACCUCCAGCAGCUGCACUCUAACUCAGGUUUAAUGUUAACAGUUAUAAGAGUGUUGUCUGAAUGGAUGUUUGAAUAUUUAUUGCAUAAAAGGGUACUAUAUCUGCCAAAUCACUUAUAGCAACUGUAAAGAGCAUUUGUCCCAAUAAAGAACAAUCAAAACUA